CAAGUGCUGACUUCAUCUACAUUUGUGACACCAUUAUUUAAAUCAAAACCAAAGUCCAAAACCUCCAUAUCCUUAUUUUUUUCCCAUUCAGAUCCAGUGAAAAAACCAAACACACAAACACACACACACACACAAUUCUCAUCAAAGAUGUUCAGUUCCAAAUCUGAGCUUUCCCAAAAGACAGUGCUCCAAAUCAAGCAAGAUGACAAAUUCUUCUGCAGGCUUCUCUCAAAGGAAAGUUCCAUGUCCAACCCUUCUUUCAGAGUGGCUGUGGCUGUGCCCUUUGUGUGGGAAUCUCAACCUGGCACCCCAAAAUACACUUUCUCUCAUGACACUCUCCCUCCUCUCACUCCUCCACCCUCCUAUUAUGCCACUCGUGCAACAAAAAACAAGCCUGUGAAGAAACACUCAAGGUUCAAUCUCUUGUUAUCACUCUUCCCUAAACUGAAUCUCAAGAAGACCAUGAAUCUCUCACCCUCUUCCUCUUCCUCUCUCUCUUCUCCUUCACCCUCUCUAUGGUCUUCCUCGGAUAAUUCUUCCAAGGUUGUCCCUGAGGGGAGGGUUGGAAGGAAGCGUUUCCUAAGCUUUGGUUCAUCUUUUGAUCUUUGGGGAGAGGAUGAAGAAGAGGGUGGUGCCACUUCUCCAACUUCAACACUUUGCUUUGGCAUUUCUCGUUCCACAAGCACUCUUGCGGGUACUGGCUUCCGAGGCUCAAGCAGGAGGUGAUCGAUUUUAUUGUUGUAAUUAGAGCCUUUGUCGCAUGCAGUAGCUUUUGAUCUUGUGUGGCCAAGGUGCAUGCUCUGAAUCUGUUUAAAUACAAGUUUAGAAGAGUUUUCGAAAACUUAUUUAUUGAAAAUAAAGAGUUUUUUUUGAAAACCUUUUAAAAUUUAUAUCCAAACAGAUUCAUAUGUGUAAAUGUCUUUUUUGUUAUGCUCUUCAUGCUUAAAGGGCAAUCAAUUUUCUAGGAUGGAGCUGAUCUUAAGCUUGUAUCUCUCAAAUAAAAGGUGUGUUUCUGAGGUGUAUUAUGUGGAACAUAUUAUAUGCAGUUAUGAAAGUUAUUAGAAACAUUAUAUAUUAAUCGGUCCUCUUUGCCUUUAGAAUGUGGCAAAACAUUCAUGGACUAAUUAAGUAAGAACUGUUGUAUUCUAUGGCUUAUUGUUAUUUUUA
Cajanus cajan (pigeon pea) is the source of this 1167-nucleotide messenger RNA. RefSeq lists its product as uncharacterized. Lineage: Eukaryota; Viridiplantae; Streptophyta; Magnoliopsida; Fabales; Fabaceae. The record is from RefSeq and is a predicted model, not a curated record.